This is a messenger RNA of Oppiella nova, 267 nucleotides long. NCBI's taxonomy places the organism in Eukaryota, Metazoa, Arthropoda, Arachnida, Sarcoptiformes, Oppiidae. The record is from the annotation of a GenBank genome assembly.
AUGUAUGCCAUUCCCACGAUUGCGUUCAAUAUAUUAAAUCAUUUGGAAAGCAAUAAGAAAACUAUUAAACUACCUGAGCUUAAAGCCAUUUUUAUGGCCGGUGCUACAGUGCCCUUAGAGUUGGCAUACCGUGAGCUACAAAUGAUCCCGACGUGUAAUGAUUCGCUUAUAAUGUAUGGCAAUACGGGAGCAGGAGAGCUAUUAUCCCGGGCACACAACCAGAUGAUAGGUUACUGGAUGGACGACAUCAAGGAACUGGAGACCUAG